Messenger RNA from Lucilia cuprina (Australian sheep blowfly), 2460 nucleotides. Its product is annotated as protein C1orf194 homolog. The record is from RefSeq and is a predicted model, not a curated record. Bases 1857 to 2366 code for a protein of 169 amino acids. NCBI's taxonomy places the organism in Eukaryota, Metazoa, Arthropoda, Insecta, Diptera, Calliphoridae. The transcript has 2 exons.
UAGUUGUCAUAAUGAAGAACUAAGGUUGAAUUGCAUCUUGCCUGAGAUCUACUUAAGCCUUGAAUACUUGAAUAGAAGAUCAUGUACUAAAAUUCAUUGAAUUGUCUUCAAAAUUGCUACCAGUAGUUUGACUACAAGGUUUACAUGGACAGACGGACAUUGAUAAAUCGGCUCAGAAAAUGUUCUGAGCCGAUUACUUUAAGUUGGGUCUAGGACCAGUAUUAUAGUGCAUUACAAACACCUUUUUUUAUGAAAAAAUAUGGGCAUCGAACAUCCGAGAUUGCAACUUUACUUGGAUCCAAUGAUGAUCCCUUUGUAAUUAAUCUGUAAGAAGAAGAGAGGAAUAGCGAUAGCAGAAAGAGACAGGGAUUAGGAAGGGGAUAGAAAGUGGGCGGAAAAGAGCCCUAGAAAUAAUGUUAUGCAGACGUAAGAUGAGAAAUCAUACGAUCAGUUAAGUAAGAAAUCGUAGUUCACAGCCAUUUUGACAAUUUCAGGAAUGCAGUGAAUCGUUCUAGUUGGACAUUCGAUAUGAUAGAUCAUUAAAAUAGGUUGACCCUAGGGUUCGUAGGCGGCCGUUUCCAAAGCACACUGACAAGGAAGUCUUAUCCCCAUUUUGUCAACUUCUACAUAUGUCGUUGUACAAUGUAAGCUAAUGCGCCUUGCAUGGUUGUUAUGCAGGUUAUUUUUCCAGCUGAGGUAUGAUCAGCCUUUAAAUGAAAACACAAAUAUUUAAAAUGUGAUGUGUAAUUCGGAACAAAGCUUUGUUAUUGAUACUUUAAACUACUUAAGUGUGCGAGUGGCUAUUCGAAAGAUGAACGUCAAACAAUGGGUAUUCGGGAGGUGAUCGUUGAACGAUGAUUAUUCGAGAGGCGAUCGGUGAAUGGUGAUUAUUCGGGAGGUGAUCGCUGAACGAUGGUUAUUCGGGAGGUGAUCGUUGAACGAUGGUUAUUCGGGAGGCGAUUGUUGAAGGAUUCUUUUUCGGAAAGUGAUCGUUGAAUGACGAUUAUUCGGGAAGUGAUCGUUGAACGAUGAUUAUUCGGGAAAUGAUCAUUAAACGAUGCUUCGUCAAAAUACGGCAGUCGCCGUAGGUUUCUGCUAAUUUCAGGCUCUAUUCGUUCUAUGAUUAGCUGUUUAAUCUGCGCAGCUAAAGCUAAAAUGAAUUGCACGAAGUCAAGAAGAAUUCGGAGGUUCUUGAUUUUGACUAAGUAUACAAUCGCAAAUACUACAAGAAGUGAAGAAGAAUUCGGAAGUUCUUGAUUUCGACUAAGAAUACAAUCGUAAAUACUACACGAAGUUAAGAAGUAUUCGGAGAUUCUAUAUUUUCGACUAAGAAUAGAUUCGCAAAUACUACACAAGUUAGUUACGAAUGUAAGAAGAAUUCGGGAGUUCUUACAAUCGGCAAUCUACAAACUGAUACUACUAGAGCAGGUAUUUUGUUAGACUCGGUCGAUACUUCAGUAUCAUGCACGAGUGCAGCACGAACGGCAAUUGAGAAUCGGGUCGUUCCGGAGCGGAGAUCCAAUAGUCGUGGGAACGAUACUGUACUUGUGUGGGAUGUUGAAUGUAUGAUGAUUUAUUCAAACAUUUAUCUAUUAUAUGUAUAGGUUUUUGUAACUGUCACGUUACAGCUCUAAUCCAUGAUGUAAUAAGGGUAAUUCUUAGUGUAUCCUGUUCUAAUCAAUAUCGAUAACAUGCAUAAACCUUCUUUCAAAUUCCCUAGCAACAUUUCCAUUAUUUACUGCUGUCAAACAACAAAUUGAUUUAAAUACACAAAUUUUUUCAUUUAAUUUAGUUUAAUUCGUCCAAUUUAGAAAAAAUAAAAACACAUUUUAUUUCCAUUAAAUAACGCUACAAAAAUGUUAAGAGUACGUAACCAUUCCUAUGCACCCUAUUUGGAAAGGGAAGGACGUCUUAUAUGUCCCAUGCCAAAACCGAAUAAUAUUGAAUCCAACAAAACUUGGCAUGCAAAUUUAAAGGCACACGAACGUCUUUACUAUCAUCAAACAUUGGCCUCUGUUAGAGGUUGCAAACGUUUUAUGGCCACUACAAAAAUACCAAAAGAUUCGUUAGAUUUUCAAUUGCAAUCGCGUUAUGUACAUUCGCGUGAUUAUUUUCCUGAAAAAGUCGAUUUUGUUUUACAAGUGGAAACUUGCCAAAGAUUUCCGCAAACAUUUCGUGUUUUAAGAAAUACCCGUGAUAUACCCUUGGAGCAACCGGAAUUGAUUGGACAUCCUUUGAAGAUAGGGGGUCUCAAGGAAAAAUUAUCUCCUCAUAGUGUUAAAUUAAUAAAUAGUGGUCCUCAUACCCAACUGGUCAACAAUGGCUAUUCGCGUCAACCAGCCGAUGGUAAUUUCUUCCGCUAUUAAAAACAAAUAUGCAAAAACGCUUUUUAUAAUUUUUACAAAAUAAAAAUCUUUGUAAAUUGUUUAAUAAAAUAAAACACUGUUUAACUUAAAUCAA